AUGGCUGGAGUGAAGCGUGCCGUCGACGGCAGCGAGGAGCGCAAUGGCAAGCGGAGCAAGACCAAGGAAGUCUCCGCAUCGAAGUCCAAGUCCACUGCGCCCGUGAAGAAGUCCAGCUCCGGAUCCAAGAAGGACCCAAAGAAGGAGUCCAAGUCCAGCAAGAGCGACAAGAAGAAGCCCUCGAAGAAGGUCCAGAAGGAGGAGUCCGAGUCUGAGGACGACUUCGACAUCGACGACGUUUCCGACGAAGACCUCGACGCCCUUGAUGCUAUCUCCGAGAAGGAUGUUGAGAUGGAUGAUGUGAGCGAUGAGGAGGAAGAGAAGCCCUCCAACUCCGACAAGGAGGGAGAGCAGAAAGAUGCGCCUCAAAAGAACCCCAACAGCAAUGCCUCUCGCGAAUCCCACGCCAAGCAAAAAGCGCUCCAGCAGGAGCGCAAGGCCGCCAAGCCCAACGCCGAUACCAUCGCCCGCUCCAUGAAGUUGUGGGAGCAGUUGCGUCGCAAGUCCCACGUGCCGCUGGAGCAGAGAAAGAAGCUUAUCAAGGAGCUUUUCGAGAUCAUCACCAACCGCGUCCGCGACUUCGUGUUCAAGCACGACUCCGUUCGUGUCAUUCAGACCGCUCUCAAGUACGGAAACCUUGAGCAGCGCAAGCAGAUUGCGCAUGAGUUGAAGGGCAGCUACAAGGAACUGGCUCAGAGCCGAUACGCCAAGUUCUUGGUCGGAAAGUUGAUUGUCCACGGCGACAACGAGACCCGCGAUUUGAUCAUCCCAGAGCUCUACGGCCACGUUAAGCGUCUUAUCCGUCACCCCGAAGGUUCAUGGAUUCUCGAUGAUAUCUACCGCACAGUUGCUACCAAGGCACAGAAGGACAGACUCCUCCGCGAGUGGUACGGACCUGAGUUUGUGAUUUUCCAGGAUGAGAACGACACCACUUCCGAUCUGCCCAAGAUCCUCGAAGCCAACCCCGAGAAGCGUGGACCCAUUAUGAACUACCUGCGCGAGCUCAUCAACCACCUGGUGCAGAAGAAGAGCACCGGUUUCACCAUGCUCCACGACGCCAUGUUGCAAUACUUCCUCAGCACAAAGCCUGGCAGCAACGAAGCCAACGAAUUCAUCGAACUCCUCAAGAGCGACGAAGAGGGUGACCUGGUCAAGAACUUGGCAUUCACCACCUCCGGCUCGCGCGUGAUGUGCCUGACCUUCGCAUACGCCAACGCCAAGGACCGCAAGCUCCUUCUCCGAUUCUACCGUGACACCGUCAAGGUCAUGGCCGGCGACCUGAACGGCCACCAGGUGAUCCUGGCCGCGUACGAGGUCAUUGACGACACAAAACUCAGUGCCAAGUCAUUCUUCCCCGAGCUCCUGAACCAAAAUGAGGGAGCCGAGGCCCGCAACGAGGAACUCUGCUUCCAGGUCAACGACCUGACAGCCCGUAUCCCCGUCCUCUACCCCUUCGCCGGCGACCGCGUUAAGUGGCUCCUACCAGAAGUCACCCAAAAGGUCCUCGAGGAAGUCCGCGAAGUCCGCAAAGAAACCUCCAAGAAGGACCCCGCCGUCCGCCGCGAGGAACUCAUCAAGGCCGCCUCGCCUACCCUCCUCGAGUUCAUCGCCGCCCGCGCAGAGACUCUCCUAGAGACAACCUUCGGCUGCCAAUUCCUAUCUGAAGUCCUCUUCGAAGCCGACGGUGACAAGACCGCCGCUCUCGAGGCCGUCGCCGCCGCCGCCAAGUCGCACACCGAAGCCCGGGAUACGGCCCACGCCGGUCGUCUUCUCAAGUCGCUCGUCCAAGGUGGCCGCUUCAACCCAGCCACCAAGUCCGUAGAGAAAGUCGAGCCCGCACUGAACUUCCACGGUCUCCUGUACGACCAGAUCAAGGAGGAAGUAAUGGACUGGGCGACGGGUGCCAACCCCUUCGUUAUUGUCGCUCUGGCUGAGUCGGACGACUUCGAGAAGAAGGCUGAGCUCCUUAAGACUUUGAAGAAGAACAAGAAGGCGCUGGAGCAGGCCUCGGCGUCUGGGAAGGAGGAUAAGGAUGGGAAGAAGAAGCCCAGUCCUACUAGCAGCGGUGCUAAGCUGCUGCUUGAGAAGAUUUGA
This is a messenger RNA of Penicillium arizonense, 2094 nucleotides long. RefSeq lists its product as uncharacterized. The transcript is spliced from 2 exons. Gene Ontology annotation, molecular function: mRNA binding. NCBI's taxonomy places the organism in Eukaryota, Fungi, Ascomycota, Eurotiomycetes, Eurotiales, Aspergillaceae. Gene Ontology annotation, cellular component: nucleolus. Gene Ontology annotation, biological process: regulation of translation. The record is from RefSeq and is a predicted model, not a curated record. Bases 1 to 2094 code for a protein of 697 amino acids.